UUAUAAACUUAAUAACAAGAUUCAACGAAGAUCAACUUUAUAUAGCGCGAGAGAGAAACAGUUCUGAGAUAAUCUGUACCUUAGAGCAUUUGGGCAACUGUAAAUGUCCAGUUGAUAGAACACAGGGAAUACAUACCUGAAGUCGUGACAUAGUUUAGAUUUAACGAGAGGGUUAUUUGAAAAUGGAACUGAGAACGAAACAUGCAGCUACUGUGUCGAGAGAUAUACACCAAGGGUCUUCGACGGCGUUUCCCACUACAAGAAAACAGGAAUUAAAAAGUGCUGGCGGAUCAGAAAACGAAGAUGGCUCGGUUCGGAAGUGCAUAAAUCCGAAAUAUGCAAACGAUACAAAACUGAAUUUGGACACAAUACAGAUCCAUAAAGAUGAGAUACGGAAUCAGGACAAAGGAUUAUACAACUUGGACGGAUCUGAUGGCGAAGACGCUACAGCUGCCACUUCAAAAGGUAUUUAUCAAGAGCCUUCUAUGACGUUUACUUCGGAAAGAAAACAGAAAUAUGGGAAAAGUUCAGUGAAAGAUUCGGAAAACAAAAAGAGAACAUAUCUCAUGGAUAUUUUAUAUUCAUCUGCAGAGUCAUUUAUUGUAGAAACUCAGUCAGAUUUGAAAUUUAGAGAAAUGCAGUUAAACUUAGAAUUUCAAGAAAGUGAAUGGGAGAGGAAAGAAAGAAUACGGUUAGAAGAGAAAAAGUUAGAAAUAGAGAGAGAGAAAAGAGAGAGAGAGAAAAACAAAUACAAUAUGAAUUAG
Molecule: messenger RNA, 764 nt
Organism: Mercenaria mercenaria
Lineage: Eukaryota; Metazoa; Mollusca; Bivalvia; Venerida; Veneridae
Exons: 9
Coding region: 183-764 (193 amino acids)
Source: RefSeq, a predicted model, not a curated record